AUGUCACAAUUUUCAUCUUUUAUCGUUGUUUUCUUCUUCUUUUUUAGUCUUGUAGUUUGUUCUUAUGCUAUAAGCAAUGGUUUUAGUGUUGAACUCAUCCACCGUGAUUCUUAUAAAUCACCACUCUACAACCCUACACAAAAUAAAUCUCAACAAAUUAUCAAUGCUUUACAUCGUUCUAUCAACCGUGUCAAUUAUGUCAAUCAAGAAUUUUCUCUUACUAAAGACAAACUUAACUUAUCUUUGACCUAUGAUGACAAUGAUGGUGAGUAUCUCAUGAGUUAUUCUAUUGGUACCCCUCCAUUUAAGGUCUACGGUCUUUUAGACUCAGGUAGCAACUUAAUAUGGCUUCAAUGUAAGCCUUGUGAUAUAUGUUACAACCAAACAUAUCCUAUUUUUAAUCCUUCAAAAUCUUCUAGUUACCAAAACAUUCCGUGUUCUUCUAGUGCAUGCAAAUCUACGGAAGAAGUUGCUUCUUGUUCUCAUGAUAGAGAUGUUUGUGAAUAUACAUUAGAUUAUGGACGUGGAACAAAGACACAUGGAGAUCUUAUUUGGGAGACAAUUACAUUAGAGUCCACCUCUGGAUCUAUUGUCUCAUUUCCUAAAAUUAUGAUAGGAUGUGGACACACUAAUACUUGGAGAACAGCAAAAAAUUCAGGUGUAAUUGGCCUUGGAAUCGGACCUAUGUCAUUUAUAAAACAAUUAGGAUCUUCCACUAAAGGAAGAUUCUCAUAUUGUUUAAUUGGUGAUAGGAAUGUUAAUCUAUCUAGCAAGAUUAGUUUUGGAGAUGCUGCUAUUGUUUUUGGUAAUAAUGUUGUUUCAACUCCUAUGGUUAAAAUGAUAGGAAACAACCAAGUAGACUAUUACUAUCUAAAUUUGAAAGCAGUUAGUGUGGGAAGUAAAAGAAUAAAGUUAGAAUCCGCAGUUAAAAAAAUGGUUAAACUAGAGCGUUUUCACGAUGAUAGUGGUCUCUAUAAUCUUUGUUAUAAUACCACAUCCAAACAAUCCACACCCAAACAACCAAACUAUCCUGCAAUUGUUGCACAUUUUAGUGGAGGAGAUGUUAAAUUAGAUUCUAAGGGCUACUUUAGUUUUUUAUCUGAAGGGAUUGAAUGCUUUAGUAUUUUCCCACAUGAACGUGAUUUAGGAAUCUAUGGAAACAACGCACAAGUGAACUAUUUGGAUUAUCUCUAA
Lathyrus oleraceus (garden pea) is the source of this 1194-nucleotide messenger RNA. RefSeq names its product aspartic proteinase CDR1-like. NCBI's taxonomy places the organism in Eukaryota, Viridiplantae, Streptophyta, Magnoliopsida, Fabales, Fabaceae. The coding region runs from base 1 to 1194 and encodes 397 amino acids. Gene Ontology annotation, cellular component: extracellular region. The record is from RefSeq and is a predicted model, not a curated record. The transcript has 3 exons.